AUGGCUGCUUCUAUGUUUUUGGUUGCUGUAUUGAUUUUCUUGAUGAGUAUCUCAGCUAAAGGCCAAGGAGGCUUGAAAACAGGUUUUUAUGCUUCUUCAUGCCCAAAAGCUGAGGCCACUGUAAGGUCUACUGUACAAACACAUUUCAACAGAGAUACUACAAUUGCUGCUGGUUUGCUUAGGCUUCAUUUUCAUGAUUGUUUUGUUCAGGGCUGCGAUGGAUCAGUCCUGAUUACAGGCACAUCUGCUGAGAGGAGUGCAUUGCCAAACCAAGGAUUAAGAGGCUUUGAAGUGAUUGAUGAUGCCAAAGCACAACUGGAGAGCUUGUGCCCCGGGAUUGUCUCAUGCGCCGACAUAGUUGCAUUAGCCGCUCGUGAUGCUGUGGCCUUGGUAAUUUGA
This is a messenger RNA of Macadamia integrifolia, 399 nucleotides long. RefSeq names its product peroxidase 25-like. Gene Ontology annotation, cellular component: plant-type cell wall; plasmodesma. The transcript is spliced from 2 exons. Lineage: Eukaryota; Viridiplantae; Streptophyta; Magnoliopsida; Proteales; Proteaceae. The record is from RefSeq and is a predicted model, not a curated record. Gene Ontology annotation, biological process: response to oxidative stress. Gene Ontology annotation, molecular function: heme binding; peroxidase activity. Bases 1 to 399 code for a protein of 132 amino acids.